UCUCUUACAUCAUGUUCCGUUCUCUUCGUUCUGUCUCGGCCUUGGCCACUCGUUCUUCCAUGGCUGUUCGUCAGACCCAGCAGCAGAAGCGUUUCCUUAACAUCCACGAGUACCUCAGUGUCGAUGUCUUGAGAAAGUACGGCAUCAACGCCCCUCGCGGUCAGGUCGCAAAGUCUCCCCAGGAAGCCUUUGAGAUUGCCAAGAGAUUAGGCUCAGAUGAUCUUGUUAUCAAGGCCCAGGUCUUGGCUGGUGGCCGUGGUAAGGGUACCUUUGACAAUGGCUACAAGGGCGGUGUCAAGACCUUUUCUUCCCCUGAUGAAGGUAAGGAGUUGGCCUCCAAGAUGCUCGGACAUCAUCUCGUUACCAAGCAGACUGGUGCUGGUGGAAAGAUCUGCAAUGCCGUCUACAUCUGCGAGCGCAAGUAUGCCCGUCGCGAAUACUACUUUGCCAUCCUCAUGGACCGCAAGACCGCCGGUCCCGUAGUUGUCUGCUCUUCCGAGGGCGGUGUAGACAUCGAGACUGUCGCUGCCACCAACCCCGAGGCUAUCAUCACCCUGCCCGUCGACAUCAACGUUGGUCUCACCACCGAGCAGGCUACCGAGCUCGCCAAGAAGGUUGGCUUCACCCCCGCUGGUGUUGAUGCCGCUGCCGAUACCUUUGUCAAGCUCUACAAUCUCUUUAUCGAUACCGAUGCUACCCAGGUUGAGAUCAACCCUCUUUCCGAGGCCAAUGAUCACCAAGUUCUCUGCAUGGAUGCCAAGUUGAACUUUGAUGACAAUGCCGAGUUCAGACAAAAGGAGAUCUUUGACAAGCGUGAUUUCUCUCAGGAGGAUCCCCGUGAGAUUGAGGCUGCCAAGUACAACCUCAACUACAUUGGUUUGGACGGAAGCAUUGGCUGUCUCGUAAACGGUGCUGGACUUGCCAUGGCCACUAUGGAUAUUAUUCAGUUGCACGGUGGUAAGCCCGCCAACUUCUUGGAUGUCGGUGGCAGUGCUACCCCUGAGGCUGUCAAGGCUGCUUUCGAGAUCAUUACCUCUGACCCUCACGUCACAUCUGCCUUUGUCAACAUCUUUGGUGGUAUCAUGCGUUGCGACAUCAUUGCCGAGGGUAUUAUUGCCGCUGCCAAGGAUUUGGAUCUUAAGAUCCCCCUUAUUGUCAGACUCCAGGGCACCAAGGUCAACGAAGCCAAGAAGCUUAUCGCUGAGUCCAAGCUCCGUAUCUUUGCUGUCGAUGAGCUCGAUGCUGCUGCUAAGAAGGCCGUCGGUCUUUCCAACAUUGUUUCUUUGGCCAGAGAAGCCAAGGUUGAUGUCUCCUUCAACUAAGACCCAAACAAAAAAUUGAAAGAAAGGAAUAUAUAUAUACGAUCGUUGAAAGAAUGAAAAAGAAGAAGAGAAACACGCAUACAAAACAGAUUUCACCCACACUUACUCACAUUCACACAAAUCUACCUCCCAACUCGUCCUUGUCCUUUAUCAUCCUCCUUCAUCCUACUUACUCCCUGAUGCUUAUAAAUAAUUGUUAUCCUUAUGAGCCAUUAAUUUACUACAAAGAAGCAUAUUUUUUUUCUAUCUCUCUCCCUCUUUCUUUCUUUCUUUGCCUUACUUAUCUAUCUUUCUAUCUUUCUUUAUCUCUCUAGAUUCUCUGUAGAUACAUUAUAGUAUAUUUAUGAAUGAAUGAAAACAAUUUCCAUUUUAUUACUAUUACCAU
This is a messenger RNA of Phycomyces blakesleeanus NRRL 1555(-), 1707 nucleotides long. RefSeq names its product putative succinyl-coa ligase beta-chain, mitochondrial precursor (gene PbSucCoASb). Gene Ontology annotation, biological process: tricarboxylic acid cycle; succinyl-CoA metabolic process. Gene Ontology annotation, cellular component: succinate-CoA ligase complex; mitochondrion. Gene Ontology annotation, molecular function: succinate-CoA ligase (ADP-forming) activity; ATP binding. The record is from RefSeq and is a predicted model, not a curated record. Bases 12 to 1322 code for a protein of 436 amino acids. The transcript is spliced from 9 exons. NCBI's taxonomy places the organism in Eukaryota, Fungi, Mucoromycota, Mucoromycetes, Mucorales, Phycomycetaceae.